AUGUCGGAGGCUCUCAUCACGGUCAGCGAGGACCAGUUCAGUUGUGUGAUUUGCCUGGAUCUUCUGAAGGACCCGGUGACUAUUCCCUGUGGACACAGUUACUGUAUGGAGUGCAUUAAGGGUUACUGGGAUGGGAGCGAGCAGGGGGGAGUUUAUAGCUGCCCACAAUGCAGACAAACCUUCAGUCCACGACCUGCUCUAAACAAAAAUACCAUGUUUGCGGAAGUGGUGGAGAAACUAAGGGAUACGGGACUCGAAGCUACCGAUCCAAUCCACGACUCCGCUCAGGGUGGAGACAGGGCGGGCGACCUGGAGGCUUUUCAUUCGUGUCAGAGGGAGUUGGGAGAAAUCCAGAAGAAGUGUCAGCAGAGAAUCCAGGAGAGAGAACAGGAACUGGAUGAGCUGACAGAUGCUAUGCUCUCUCUCAAGUGUUCUUCUCUGGAGACGGUGGAGGACUGCGACAGGAUCUUCUCUGAGUUGGCCGAGUCCGUGGAGAAGAGACACUCCGAGCUGGUCGAGAUGAUCAGAGCUAAGGAGCAGGCUGAACUCAAGCAGGGCCAGAGCUUCAUGGAGCAGCUAAAGCAGGAGAUCACAGAGUUGAAGAACAACGUGGCCGAACUGAAAAAGCUUUCAGACAUAAAGGAUCAUGCCCAGUUCCUCCAGAGUUUCAGAUCUCUCGGCGACACGGGAUUCGAGGCCUCACCUGGAAUAAUCGUAAAUCCGGACUUCUCUUUUAACAUGGUGAAGUCGUUUCUGUCUCCACUGAAAGAACAGUUUGAAGAUUUGUGUCAACAGCAGUUUGACUCAAUAUCUAAGAGAGUGAAAAAUCUUCGCUUCAUUCCAACACCUGAACCAAAGACCAGAGAGCAGUUCUUAGAAUAUUCUGGUCCCCUGACUCUGGACGUGAACACAGCACAUCGAGACCUGUGUCUGUCUGAGGGAAACAGAGAGGUGACAUUCAGCGCCAACACAGAGGCAGUCCCGGAUCACCCAGAGAGAUUCGAGGUCUAUUACCAGGUGCUGUGCAGAGAGAGCGUGUGCGGUCGCUGUUACUUUGAGGUGGAGUGGAUGGGAGAAGACGGCGUGAACGUCGGAGUCUCCUACGACGGGAUCGGCAGGAAAGGGGGGGGUGAGGAGUGUGUGCUUGGACAUAACGAUCAGUCCUGGUGUUUGACGUGUUCUCCCACCACGAACAGCUUUUUGCACAACUCAAAACAGACGGAAAUUCCCGCAAUCUCCAAAGGCUCCAGAGUCGGCGUGUAUUUGGAUCACAAAGCAGGAAUUUUGUGUUUCUACAGUGUGUUGGACACAAUGACUUUCCUCCACCGAAUCCAAACCACCUUCACGGAACCGCUGUAUCCAGGGUUCAGACUGGGUUUGGGAUCGACCAUGAGGAUCUGCUACCCACUUUAA
Messenger RNA from Chanos chanos (milkfish), 1413 nucleotides. It is a transcript of the gene ftr85, whose product is annotated as finTRIM family, member 85. The record is from RefSeq and is a predicted model, not a curated record. NCBI's taxonomy places the organism in Eukaryota, Metazoa, Chordata, Actinopteri, Gonorynchiformes, Chanidae. Bases 1 to 1413 code for a protein of 470 amino acids. The transcript has 6 exons. Gene Ontology annotation, molecular function: protein binding.